AUGCUGGCGCAGCGUAGGUGCGUCAAGAGCUUCGCUGUGCAGCGAGUCCUGCGCUCCAGAGGGCGGUUCUCCGACACUUUUGGCGUGCAUUCGAACCUACACUCUUCGGCAGUUCUAUCAGCGUCUUCGUCGCCUGUUCCUUUAUCUAACGAGCUACGUGAGCGUGUCAAACACGCUCCUUUGGCUCCUACCUACGACCCGACAGUUGUCGAGCAAGGAUGGCAGCAAUACUGGCAGCAAGCAUUAUCUCCAAACACACAGUUGAAGAGCGUGGAUACAGAGUCCCUUAAUAAGGUGUUCAGCAUGAUCCUGCCGCCGCCCAACGUCACAGGCGCGCUCCACAUCGGCCACGCACUAACCAUCACUAUCCAAGACGCCAUCGCUCGUUGGCACCGCAUGCGAGGAUUCGACGUCCGCUGGCUGCCUGGGCUGGACCAUGCAGGUAUAGCGACUCAAAGUGUCGUAGAACGGAAGCUACACAAGGAACAAGGCCUCUCCCGCUACGAUUUAGGCCGUGAAGCCUUCGUAGACCAAGUGUGGCAAUGGAACGAGCAAUACGGAGGCAGAAUCAUGAACCAGAUCGAUCAUCUCGGUGCAAUUGUGAAGAAAGACCAGCCGUAUUUUACGCUGGAUAAACAACGCUCAGAAGCCGUAAUUAACGCCUUCGUAACGCUCUAUGAGAAAGGCUUGGUGUAUCGUAAACGGCGGAUGGUCAACUGGUGUCCGACGUUACAGACUGCCAUUUCAGACAUUGAAGUGGACUCGGAACAAUUGGAGAAAGCCACCAAGAAAAUGUUACCGGGAAGAGACAAACCGGUGGAGUUUGGCGUCAUGCAUCGCUUCAAGUAUCAGAUUGCCGACUCAGAUGAGUUCUUAGAGGUCGAUACGACUCGACCUGAGACCAUUUUUGGUGACGUAGCAGUGGCAGUGCAUCCGGAAGACUCGAGGUAUCAACAGCAUCACGGGAAAUGUGUGGUUCACCCGUUUUCCAAGGAGAAACUUCCGAUUGUUACGGAUGAAACACUGGUAAACAUGGAGCUGGGAACUGGUGUUGUGAAAGUUACGCCGGCGCAUGAUCCGAAGGACUUUGAGUGCGGCCAACGUCACGAUUUACCGGAAGUUGAAGUGAUCGACAAGUACGGAAAAUUGUGCGGUAACAUCGAUCAGCACUUUAUCGGAUUAGACAGGUUUGAUGCUCGCCAACUUGUUGUUGAGGCAUUGCAGGAGAUGAAUCUUUACGUGGAGAAGCUUGAUCAUCCUACUGCGCUGUCGAUCUGCUCGCGGUCAGGAGAUGUCAUCGAGCCGCUUCUCAUGCCUCAGUGGUAUGUGGACUGUAGCGAAAUGGCAAAGCGCGCUGCUGACAACGUCCGCAACGGAGUGAUGACAAUAGAGCCGAAAUCACGUGGUUUUUCUUCCUGGAUAACAUCCAGGAUUGGUGUGUUAGUCGACAGCUCUGGUGGGGUCAUCGCAUCCCAGCGUAUCGUCUGA
Molecule: messenger RNA, 1488 nt
Organism: Phytophthora nicotianae INRA-310
Lineage: Eukaryota; Oomycota; Peronosporomycetes; Peronosporales; Peronosporaceae
Product: valyl-tRNA synthetase
Exons: 3
Coding region: 1-1488 (495 amino acids)
Biological process (GO): valyl-tRNA aminoacylation
Cellular component (GO): cytosol
Molecular function (GO): ATP binding; valine-tRNA ligase activity; aminoacyl-tRNA deacylase activity
Source: RefSeq, a predicted model, not a curated record